AUGAUUCGCGACUUCGCGGCGACGUUCGAGGGGUUAGGGCUCAGCCCCGCCUACUGCGGCACCGCCUAUGGCCUAGCGGAGCACGUGGUGGGCGUCUGCGCGCACGAGGCUAACCUGGGGGGAAGGCCUCUUUCUGAGCUCACCGACGAGGACUUGGAGUGCGUGGGGCAGUUGGAGAGGCUCUCCGACGGGUCGAAGCUGAAAAUUGUCGAUCCCAAGACGAGGCGAGAGGUGGCGUUGGGCGAAGUAGGGGAGCUUUGGCUUUCGUCCCCGUCUGUGGCGGCUGGCUACUGGGGACAACCAGAGCUGACGGAGGAAGCUUUUAACGCCAAUGUUGUCGGGGAAGAGCAAGGGGAGGGUUCGGAUAACCCCACAGGGACCGUGUUCCUGCGCACAGGAGACCUCGCCAGGGUGGAGGCUGGGGGCUCCGGCCGCCUGUUCAUCUCGGGCAGGAUCAAGGACCUUAUCAUCGUGAGGGGAAGGAACCUCUACCCUCAGGAUGUGGAGUUCGCGGUCCAGGAGGCCUGCAGCAUGGUCCGACCGGGGUGCGUGGCGGCCUUCUCCACUACCGAGCUCGGUGGAGAGCUGGAGGUGGUGCUGGAGGUGCGUCAGAGCGCGGAAGGGGACCCGGACGGUCUCUCCGAGGGCCUGGAGGCAAUCCGACGCGCCAUCGCCUCCGAGGGGUGCUAUCCUUCGAGGGUGGUGGCCAUCAAGGAGAAGACCAUCCCCAAGACAACAAGCGGCAAGAUUCAGCGCCGCAGGUCCAGGGAGAUGUUGCACCAGGGUGCACUAUCGGUAAUCGCCGAGCUCACCGCACCGCGAGGUUCCAGCUGUAUCGCCGAGGGAAGCACCAAAGCCGCCGCGGCAGUUUCGGGGGGGGUCGUAGCUGCAGCAGCGUCGACCUCGUCGGAGUCCGGGUCGGAGCCGUCCUCCUUGUCGUCGUCGCUGUCUUCCUGGGUGUCCGCGUCUGUACCGGUGCCCCCCCGCCCGGCCUCCUCCUGCUCCUUAUCCUCUGAAGCUUCUGAUGCCGCCGCCGCCGCCGCUGCUCCUGUGGCGUCGCCCACGGCUUCGCAGCCGCCAGCGGGGGGGCCUGAAGAUGCUGCUACUGCCGGCAGCAGUGACCCCUUGGGGACAAAUCAAGAGUGGAGGGAGGGUCUCCGGCAGGAACAGCUGCGGGGACCCCGGGGGGCGGGUGACGACGACGCCGGGGCUGCGGCCGCUGGGAGGGAGUCGUCGGACGGCGACGCCAGCCUGUUGUCGAGGCAGAAGGGCGAGAGGCUGGAGGCGCUGACCAUGCUCGUCGUCGGUACGGCGACGGGCGUUCUCAAGGGUCGUGCCAUCUCCCCGGACCAAGCCCUCUUCGACGCGGGCUUCGACUCCAUCACCGCGGAGGAGUUCGUGGGCAGGCUGCAGGAGCGCCUGUCGAGCGAGGGUUGGGUAUCCGGCGGCCUGCCGGGAGCCGAGGCCGUGGUCUCGUCGACCACGGUGUUUGACUGCCCCACUGCGAGGCACAUCGCGGAGCACGUGGAAGGCGCUCUGAGCAAGACGGGGGCUGGAGAUGACGUAGCGACGGGCGGUCCUCAGGCCAGCACGGAAUCCGGAGACGGAGGGGGAAGGGGAAGAGGUCACUCGCUGGCGGUUGUGGGCAUGUCUUGCCGCUUCCCGGGAGGCUGCGACAGUCCCGAGGCGUUCUGGGAUUUCCUUCGGAAGGGUGCCGACGCCACCUCGGGGGUGCCAUCGGACCGCUGGAGCACUUCCACCGGGGAAGGGAUGUUCACUCAGGAGGGGCCCCCGGCGAAUGGCAAGCCCGGCAACAUCGAGACCCGCGGGGGUUUCCUGUCCGAGGGGGAGGCCUGGGGAUUCGACGACUCAUUCUUCGGGGUACCCCCCGCGGAGGCCCGGUGCAUGGAUCCGCAGCAGCGGAUGAUGCUCGAGGUCGGCUACGAGGCGCUGCACCGUGCGGGCUUCACCCGAGACUCCCUCCGCGGCAGCGAUACGGGCAUCUUCGUGGGGGCCUGCGGAACGGACUGGGCCACCCUGCUCGCCGAAGGGGGGGCGGCGGCUCCGCGCGGCCCGUACACCAGCACGGGAGCUGCGUCGUCCAUGCUCGCCAACCGCCUUUCCUUCACGCUGGGGACAGUGGGGCCGAGCAUGACUGUGGACACGGCGUGCUCGUCGUCGCUGGUGGCCCUGCGGCAGGCGUGCCUGCACCUCAGGGGGGAGGGGGGCCCACGAGUGGCGCUGGUGGGGGGGGUCAACCUGCUGCUGUCGCCCGGUCCGUUCGAUCUCUUCUCGAAGACGGGCAUGUUGGCGCCGGACGGUCGUUCGAAGGCGUUUUCCGCCGGGGCCGACGGUUACGGCCGAGGGGAAGGCUGCGGCGCCGUCGUGCUCAAGAGGCUCGAGGACGCCACGAAGGACGGGGACAGGGUGCUCGCCGUCAUCAAGGGGUCAGCCGUGGGGCACAACGGAAGGAGCGCGACCCUCACCGCCCCCAACGGCACGUCGCAGAAGUCCACCAUAGCGGCGGCUCUCCGAGAGGCUGGGAUCGCACCUAAAGAGGUUUCCUACGUGGAGGCUCAUGGUACCGGGACUGCUCUGGGCGAUCCCGUUGAGUUCGGGGCGCUCAAGGCCGUCUACGGACCCGAAAGCCACAACGUCCCUGCCCCCGCCCCCGCAUGCCUUUCCCGACACCACGCCCCCGACAGACACCUCGAGGGAGCCGCGGGUAUCUCGGGCCUGAUCAAGACCAUCCUCGUGCUGGCCCACGGGUCGGCGCCGCCCAACCUCCACGCGUCCGAGGUGAACCCUCGCAUCGACCUGUCCUCCCUCCCGGCGGUGCUCCCCGCCCCGGGUGCACCAACACGCCUCCUCCGCCCCCGGCCCCGCCGCGGCCGCGGGCCAGUCACUUCUUUCUUUUCCGCCGGUGGAGACGAGGAGCAAGAACGAGGCAACCCGCAGGAGGAGGAGGGGGGAAGAGGGGGAGAAGCUUCUCUCGGAGAUGGCCCCCGACCGCCGUUGCUCGGAGCCGUGAGCUCGUUCGGGUUCGGGGGCACGAACGCCCACGUUGUCCUAGAGGGGAAGGACGGUGCCUUCGGCGGAGGGGAAGGGGGUGCGCCGUCCCCUGUCCCCGGGGUGGCGUUCCUGUUCACCGGGCAGGGGUCGCAGUACCCCGGCAUGGGCCGGGAGUUGUACGAGAGCUACGGCGAGUUCAGGGCGAUCGUGGACGCGUGCGACGAGGAGCUGGCGGGCGUGCUGCCGAGGCGGCUCCUGUCGGUGCUCUACGGGGACGAGAAGGACGCAGCGAAACUUCUGGCGACCACUCGCUACGCCCAGCCCGCGCUGUUCGCCGUGGAGUGCGCGACGGCGGCUACCCUUCGUGCCGCCGGAGUGGUGCCCGCUGCGGUCAUGGGUCACUCCCUGGGGGAGCUCGCGGCGGCCUGCGCGGCCGGUGUCAUGACUCUUCGGGAGGGCGUUCGCCUGGUCGCUGAGCGAGGUCGGCUAAUGGACGACGACGCCUCGACCACGGGGGGAGCAGGCGAAAGCGAAACGGCCGACGAGGACGGGCCCGAGUGCAUGGCCGCGGUGCGGUCUCCCGAGAGCGCAGCCUUGGCGGCGGCGGCGCUCCACGGAGGCGGCGGCCGCGUGUCGGUGGCGGCCGUCAACGGGGCCGACUCCGUCGUGCUGUCGGGGCCCCGCAGACUGGUGGAGAUGGUGUCGGCAGCCGCAUUGGCGUCAUCGUCUCCGUCGCCGCCGCCCACCGCCGAGAAGCAGGCUGGGCCCGCUGCCGUCGACGUCAGAGACUCCGGUCCGGGGAACAACGGUAGCAGUAGCGGCGGCAGCUUAUCCGCGCUCGGCCUAGAGGCGAACGGUGGUGGCGGGGGAGCGGGAGUCAACAGGAACCCUUCCGGGUUUAGCACCCGCCACAUGAGCUGGCUGGCCGGCGCGAAGGCGCCCGUCGUCGCAGUCGCCGGCGGGGGCGGCGGCAAAGCCGCGGUCGACGGGUCUGAGUCAACGGGCUCUGUGUCCCCCAGCAUCGACUCCGAGGAGGCGGAGAGGACUAACGCCGGGUCCGACACGACCUCGAGCACCGAUGGCGCCAUGUCUGAUGGAGCGCUCUCCGACGGCCCGCUGUCCGAUGAUGCUGGGCUGUUGUCAGGCGGCGGAGGCGGAGGCGUACCGCGGAUAGGGGGGCGCGCCUCCCCCCCUACCUCCUCGCCGAGGAAGUUCAGCGGCGACAAGUCGUUGCCGCCGCCGCCGCCCUCCAACGGCCACAGCGCUUGCGGCAACGGCGGCGCGACUGCUGCGAACGGCCACGCUGAACCUUACGGUGCUGCUGCUGCUGCUGCUGCUGCUGCUGGCGUUUGCGGAGGACAGAGCACCGGCGACAAUGCGACGGCUUCCGCCUCCUUCCUCGACCUACCCGCGGACCGCUUCCGGAUGCUCCAGGGGGUCUCCCGAGCGUUCCACUCCCCGGCGAUGGCGGCGGCGGCGGCAGGCACGGAGGCGGCCGCUCGCCGAGUCUCACUGCGUGACCCGGACGUGCCCCUGGCGAGCAACGUCACCGGCCGCCUCGCCCGGGAGGGCGAGCUCACGGACCCGGCCUACUGGGGGCGCCACGUCCUCGGCACCGUGAGGUUCCACGACGGCCUCACCACGCUGACGACGUCUUGCGCCGCGCAGCAGCAGCAGCAGCAGCAGCAGGCGGCGGGGUCGCCACUGUCGGAGAGGAUAACCACGUUCGUUGAGGUGGGGCCGUCCGCGCUGCUCUGCCGCAUGGGCCGGAGGGCGCUGCGGGCGGCGCCGGGGGCGAGCUGCGGCGGCGGCGGUGCGAGAGAUAGGGCGGCGGUGGCGGACUCCCCGCGGUGGAUGGCCGCCAUGUCCCCGGACGAAAGGGCGGCGGGCAAGCGCGGGCUGGGCCACGUGGUGGGCGCGGUUAGGGGCGUCCACUACCGCCGCAGGUCAUACCCUUGGAUUAACGGCGGUUCGGCGGCCUCGACUCCGGCCGAACCGAAGGCAGUGGCCGCUGGGGCGUCGCGGCGCAACGGUGGCGAUCGAGGGCGGCGGCCGCCGCUCAGGCUGCUGGAGACGAAGUGGGUCCGCGUCGGAGAGUUAUCGUCGUCAGGCGCGGACGGGAGUGUUGAGGGUGGGAGGAAGCGGAGCGAUUCAACGGCGAUGGCGGCGGCAGAAGCCGGCGGCGGCGGCGACGUCGUUGACGGGGAGCCGCCGUUGACGGAGGAAGUGGUCUGGCUCCUGGCCGGGCGGACGGACGCGAGCUACGCUUCUCUAUCCGACGCUGUCUCGAGCGACGAUGGGGGCAAGGGGGGUUGCCUUGCUCAUCUUUUGACGGUCGGGCCGACCGCGGCAGGAGGAGAGACCGCCGCCAUCGCCCGCCUCGAAAGGUACGGUUUUCUUUAA
Molecule: messenger RNA, 5415 nt
Organism: Ectocarpus sp. CCAP 1310/34
Lineage: Eukaryota; Phaeophyceae; Ectocarpales; Ectocarpaceae
Source: the annotation of a GenBank genome assembly